This is a messenger RNA of Coregonus clupeaformis (lake whitefish), 4446 nucleotides long. RefSeq names its product sodium/calcium exchanger 1. Gene Ontology annotation, cellular component: postsynapse; sarcolemma; axon. The coding region runs from base 666 to 3491 and encodes 941 amino acids. The transcript is spliced from 15 exons. Gene Ontology annotation, molecular function: calcium:sodium antiporter activity. Gene Ontology annotation, biological process: sodium ion transmembrane transport; cell communication; calcium ion import across plasma membrane. The record is from RefSeq and is a predicted model, not a curated record. Lineage: Eukaryota; Metazoa; Chordata; Actinopteri; Salmoniformes; Salmonidae.
GAGAGAGACUGCGAUCCCGUGAGAGUGUGUGUUUGGUUCGGAAGGGAAUGGAAUGCGCUCCGCGAGAGGGUGUCACUCACAUAAUGUGACAGGGAAGAGAGCGACGGUUCGUUUCGGUUGGGGGAUACAGAACACCGGAAAGCCAAUGCAAGCGCGCACUGUCGCCUAGGCUACCGUCCUUGCCGUUGUCUAGCCUACUGAAUGAAUGAUUGAAGCUGAAGAUUCCCAACGGUUUUCCCCCCGGAGAAAACACGUUCCUAUCGGAAAACUGACAGCAGCGUACGAGAAAAAUAAACAAUAUUAGUUUUUCUCUCUUCCAUCCUUCUUUCAGUCUCUGAGGCUGUGUCAGAACUGAGCUGUCUGUCAUUGAGAAGAAGCUGAUAUAUGAAAAUCAGCGCUGGUGAUUCUAACGUCUUGUCAGAAGUUGACAAGACAGAGGACAAGGACAUUGAAUGACACAAAGCUAAAACCAAUGUCUGUCUGCCUAAAGUAACGUUACACAACGAAGCAGCUCGUGAAGCCUGAGACCGGAAUCCUCAUCGCCACGAGACCUGCCGUGACCAGCGGAUCACAGGUGCAGCACUCGCACACCGUAGAGAAACGAGACGUCGCUGGAGGAAUACGGUUUCAAGUGUGUUCUAAAACACAGAAGGAGCUCUGCAUCCAUGUCACGCCUACAUCUCCACCUCUCCUCCCUCCGUUCCUCCUCUCUCUCCACUGUCCUUCUCCUCCUCUUCCUCUCCUCCAUGCUCCUCCUGUCCCUUCCCAGCCCGGCCCUGGCCGGUUCCACUCCUCCAUCAGAGGGGGGUAACGUAAAGGCUAACUGCACGGCUACAGGAGACCCCUGUCAGGAGGGAGUGGUGCUGCCCAUCUGGAAUCCACAGAGCCCCUCUGUAGGAGACAAGGUGGCGCGGGCCAUUGUCUACUUUGUAGCGAUGAUCUAUAUGUUCCUGGGGAUGUCCAUCAUAGCUGAUAGAUUCAUGUCUUCUAUAGAGGUGAUAACCUCUCAGGAGAAGGAGAUCACCAUAAAGAAGUCGAACGGGGAGACGACCACGGCUACAGUGAGGAUCUGGAACGAGACAGUCUCUAACCUCACUCUCAUGGCUCUGGGGUCAUCCGCCCCCGAGAUACUGCUCUCUGUUAUAGAGGUGUGUGGCCACGGCUUCGAGGCUGGUUCUCUGGGCCCCUCCACCAUCGUGGGCAGCGCUGCCUUCAACAUGUUCAUCAUCAUCGCCCUGUGUGUCUAUGUGGUUCCUGACGGAGAGACCAGGAAGAUUAAACAUCUCCGUGUUUUCUUCGUGACCGCGGCGUGGAGUGUGUUCGCUUACAUCUGGCUCUACCUCAUCCUGUGUGUGUUCUCUCCAGGAGAGGUGGAAGUCUGGGAGGCUGUGGUCACCUUUCUGUUCUUCCCCCUGUGUGUGGUCCAGGCGUGGGUAGCUGAUCGACGACUGCUCUUCUAUAAAUACGUCCGCAAGCGUUACCGUGCCGACAAGCACAGAGGCAUCAUCAUUGAGACGGAGGGAGGGAUGGAUGGAGGGAUGGGAGGAGGAGGAGGAGGGAUGUUGGGGCCGGGUGGGUUCACUAAGAUGGACAUGAUGGAGCUAGACGGACAGGUGGUGGAUGGAUGGAGGGAUGGAGGGAUGCUCGAGGAUGGAGGAGUGGAAGGAACGAGGGAUCUGGAGGACGUGGCCAGGAGAGAUAUGGCGAGGACGCUGAAGGAGCUGAAAGCCAGACAUCCUGAUAAAGACACAGAGCAGCUUAUAGAGAUGGCAAACUACCAGGUGUUGGUCCAGCAACAGAAGAGCCGAGCGUUUUACCGUAUCCAGGCAACCAGGAUGAUGAUCGGAGCAGGCAACAUUCUGAAGAAGCAUGCUGCCGACCAGGCUAGGAAGGUGGUGAGCAGCCAGGAGCCCCACCUGCAGGAAGAUGACCCCCACACGACCCGGAUGGAGUUUGAACCCUCCCACUACCAGUGCUUCGAGAACUGUGGAUCCCUCAAACUGACCGUGGCCCGACAUGGGGGAGACCAAGGAGCUUCUGUUAAGGUGGACUACCGAACAGAAGACGGUACGGCCAACGCUGGUUCAGACUAUGAAUUCGCUGAAGGGACCCUCCUCUUUAAACCGGGCGAGACCCUCAAAGAGAUCACUGUGGGCGUCAUAGACGAUGACAUCUUCGAAGAGGACGAAUACUUCUAUGUCCACCUCAGCAACCCUCGUGUGGUUGGCUACGACCCAUUGGAGACUAACUCUAACUCCGCCCCCAAGGCGGUGCUCGGUGACGGCCACACGGCGACGGUGACCAUCUACGACGACGAUCACGCAGGGAUAUUUUCGUUUGAGAUCGACGCCCUGCGGGUGAGCGAGAGCGUUGGGGUCAUGCAGGUCAAGGUUCAGAGGACGUCGGGGGCGCGGGGGCUGGUUGUGGUGCCCUACAGGACCAUAGACGGGACGGCCCGGGGGGGAGAGGAUUACGAAGAGGUGUCUGGGAAUCUGGAGUUCCAGAACGACGAGACUAUGAAGAUAAUCGAGGUGAAGAUUAUUGAUGAUGAGCUUUAUGAGAAGAACAAGACCUUCACAAUGGAGCUGGGGGAACCACUACUGCUGGAUGCUGGCCAAAAACACGGCGACUCCAAUGAGAACAAGCCGACGGAUGACGAGGUGGCCAAGAUGGGCUGUCCCAGUCUGGGAGAAAACACACGGAUAGAGGUGGUCAUCGAAGAGUCUUACGAGUUCAAGAACACAGUAGAUAAGCUGAUCAAGAAGACUAACCUUGCGUUGGUGGUGGGAAGCAGCAGCUGGAGAGAACAGUUUGUCUCUGCUGUCACUGUGAGCGCAGGUGAUGAUGAUGACGAGGAGAGCGGUGAAGAGCGUCUCCCGUCCUGUUUUGACUACAUCAUGCACUUCCUCACCGUCUUCUGGAAAGUUCUGUUUGCCUUUGUCCCCCCGACAGAGUACUGGAAUGGCUGGGCCUGCUUCAUCGUCUCCAUCAGUCUCAUCGGAGUUCUGACGGCUGUAACAGGAGACCUGGCCUCUGCCUUCGGUUGUACCGUGGGUCUGAAGGACUCUGUCACUGCCGUGGUGUUUGUAGCGCUGGGGACGUCUGUACCAGACACCUUUGCCAGUAAGGUGGCCGCCAUCCAGGACCAGUACGCCGACGCUUCCAUCGGCAACGUAACCGGUAGCAACGCUGUGAACGUCUUCCUUGGGAUCGGAGUGGCAUGGACCAUCGCCGCCGUGUUCUGGCGUUCCAAAGGCCAGGUGUUCCGUGUCGACCCGGGCUCGCUGGCGUUCUCCGUCACGCUCUUCACGGUGAUGGCGUGCAUGUGCGUGAUGAUCCUCCUCUACCGGCGGCGAGCGUCGGUGGCAGGCGGGGAGCUUGGAGGGCCGAGGACUACCAAGAUCAUGACAUCACUGGUCUUCUUCUUAAUGUGGCUGAUCUAUAUAGUGCUGUCGUCACUGGAGGCAUACUGCCACAUACCUGGGUUCUAGAGAGAGGGGGAGGGGGAUGGAGGGGUGAGGGAAGAGCGGAAGAGAGAGGGGAGGAUGGGAGAGUUGGGGGAGAGAGAGGGGAGGAAUAGGCACAGGGAGGGAACAAAAGGAAACCCACUCGGCAAAAACUUGUUGAAUCAAUGUUGUUUCCACGUUAUUUUAAACCAAUUAAAUUAAGCUUGAUGAUGUUUAAUCAACGUGGGAAACUUGAUUGGAUUUGCAACUUUUAACCUAAAUCCAAUGUCAUGGGGACAUUUUUUUGUUGAUUUCACAUUGACUUGACAUUAGUUGACAACUCAAUCAAAUGUAAAUCAAAACUAGACGUUGAACUGACGUCUGUGCCCAGUGGGAAGGGAGGGAGGUUGGUGAGGAGAGUGGACAUGUUGGAAAGAGUUAACAUGGAUAGGGGAUGAGGGAAUAACUGUUAAGUCCUCUCUCUUCUCUAGUGCUCUCUCUCUCUCUGAUUCCUCUACUGCCAUGGUGAUCAAAGGAACAUCUGAUACAAGAACUCAUACUGCCCCAAGACAAGACCAGACCACCUCCUAACCUCUAACCUCUAACCCCACCUAACUCCGUCAGUGGUCCCCUCACCCCUUCAACUUCUACCACAAAUCUACCCCUCCCUUUCCCCAUCUAACACUAGAGUCAAUACAAAUCUACCCCUCCCUUUCCCCAUCGAACACUAAAGUCAAUACAAAUCUACCCCUCCCUUUCCCCAUCUAACACUAGAGUCAAUACAAAUCUACCCCUCCCUUUCCCCAUCGAACACUAAAGUCAAUACAAAUCUACCCCUCCCUUUCCCCAUCUAACACUAGAGUCAAUACAAAUCUACCCCUCCCUUUCCCCAUCUAACACUAGAGUCAAUACAAAUCUACCCCUCCCUUACCCCAUCUAACACUAGAGGCUGUCCAAAUCUACCCCUCCCUUUCCCCAUCUAACACUAGAGUCAAUACAA